AGUAGACUGUAGACUCGUGAUUUGAAGAGUGGUUGUUGGCGUUGGCGUUUUGUUGGUUUUGUUAGUUUAUUUCAAGCACGGUGAUUUGAAGACGCUCCAAGUUGAUUACCAGCUCUGGGUGUGCGUCUCAGGGUUUAGUUAGUGAUCCGUAAAAGGCGACGAUGUUAGAACCACUGUUCUCGGUUUUGGACAAGAAGCGCAUCGUUCUAGCCAGCGCUUCUCCUCGGCGGCGAGAAAUUCUCCGCGUGCUCGGUCUGCGCUGUCAGAUCGUGGCCUCCAGCUUCAAAGAGAACUUGGACAAGAGUCGCUUUGCUCAGCCAGUGGAUUACGCUCUCGCAACGGCUAUCGGCAAAGCUCAGAGCGUGGCGAAAGCGCUCAGGGAAGAGCCGACACCCGUGGAUCUCGUCAUCGGAGCAGACACCAUAGUGGUCCAGGACGGUCAGAUCCUAGAGAAGCCCAAGGACGCCAGCGACGCUGUACGUAUGCUGACGCAGCUGAGUGGCAAGACGCACCUCGUCCAGACUGGCGUGGCGCUUGUCCACUGGUGCGGCAGCGAGCUGAAAACGCGGACGCUCCAGGAGACGACGGAAGUGUCUGUGGCGUUGCUGUCCCCAGCGGUGAUCGAAGCGUACGUGGCGACGGGCGAACCCUUCGACAAGGCGGGCGCCUACGGAAUCCAGGGCAAGGGCGGAAGCCUCGUGGAGCGCAUCAACGGAGACUACUUCAAUGUUGUGGGGUUCCCAAUGCAUCGCUUCUGCAGAGAACUGACGAAGUGGUGUGCAGAGUCCUGCCAGUAGCUCCAGUAGGACCGUUCACAGACUUGCGUUUUUCGAGGACUCUUGUGGUCUUUUACGGCAAGUGAACAUACUGACAUGCUUGCGCCAUCUACGAUGCGACCCUGGAACUGCAUCUCACUAGAACGAAGGUUUUGCUGUAUUUGCGAGUCCCCCCCCCCCCCCCCUUUUUUCCCUUCACCCAAAAAUAAAACAACAUAUUUGCGAGAUACAAUGUGCGCACCAUCCAUGAGAAAUGGUCGUAUAUGACACUGUCAAAAGAUUUUCUAGCACGUAA
Molecule: messenger RNA, 1071 nt
Organism: Ixodes scapularis (black-legged tick)
Lineage: Eukaryota; Metazoa; Arthropoda; Arachnida; Ixodida; Ixodidae
Product: probable bifunctional dTTP/UTP pyrophosphatase/methyltransferase protein
Exons: 2
Coding region: 162-797 (211 amino acids)
Molecular function (GO): nucleoside triphosphate diphosphatase activity
Source: RefSeq, a predicted model, not a curated record